Messenger RNA from Diospyros lotus (date-plum), 1541 nucleotides. RefSeq lists its product as uncharacterized. Bases 762 to 1382 code for a protein of 206 amino acids. NCBI's taxonomy places the organism in Eukaryota, Viridiplantae, Streptophyta, Magnoliopsida, Ericales, Ebenaceae. The record is from RefSeq and is a predicted model, not a curated record. The transcript is spliced from 4 exons.
AGAGGAUUUGUAAUCUUUUAGUCUACCUACACCAUCUUCGAUUGCAUUGCAUGGGCCAUAGUUGAAUUACCAUAUUGGUUUGUUAAAUAGGUGACAGCUGACAGGUAGAUAUGUAUUUGUUGCUUCAUGUAAAUGAUUCCUUAGAAGCCGUCCACAACCAUCAAUUAUCAAUUCACAGACAAAUUAAAGUGAAGGAAUCAAGGUAACUAAGAAUCCAUCCACACAUUUCUUGCAUAAUUCAUCCUCUAAAAGUUGCCUUUUUAAUAACUUUGACAAACUACUAAUAUGAUAUUUCGGGAAAUUGAAGGAGGGUGACUUUGGGAGUGUUACUUUUAUUAUUUCUUGUGAUUUGAUAUUGCCUAUAAUAUGGGUUUUACUCAAAAAUAAUAGACAGUCAGAUAUUCAAACUAAAUUCUCGUAUAAUCAAGCAUGCAAGCACACCCUAUAAAUAACCAAUGUACUUACUUUCUCAUGCAGCAACCUAAAAAUCUCACUAAGCUAACCAUACUAAAGAAAAAAAAAAAAAAAAACUGAAGAAAGAAAGAGAGGAAGAUAUGCUUUGCUUCAGGCUCAAACAGCAGCAUGUCCGAGAUGCAAAGAAUAUUAAAUUGAACCUUUGCUUGGCCCCCUUUCACUGUUCAUCAUCUUCAACAGUAGUCAAGUUCUGGCAAGAUCAAACACACGACAGCAUUGUUGCUAACAACUUGUGUCUUAUUUUCUGGGUGGAUAAUUCACAAUUGGUAGUUUAAUUUUCCGGCCAAAUGAGUCCCGAUUCCAACAGUGAGUUUGCGGCUGCAAUUGCUGCGGCUGCCUUCGCCAUCCAUGUCCAUGGCGCCGGUGGGGAAGUCAGCUCCGACCCAGACUACCUGCGGAACAAGUUGAUGCCGAUGGGAAGGGCCAAAACCCGAAAACAAUUUGAUCCUGUAAGGCCUGCAGAAUCUUCUAGGCGCUUCCCCGACAUAGAAGCUAACGAUGCUUCAGGAAGGCGAAAUAAUAGAGAGCGAAGCCAGAAGGGAACUUGGAGGGAACGCACAGCUCUGGAAGACAACGCUGAUGCCUGGGAGAAAGCCGCAAUUGCAAAGAUAAGAAAACGGUAUGAGAAGAUGAACUCUAGAAUUAUUGCUUGGGAGAAUGUGAAGAAGAUGAAAGUCAAGGAAAGAAUGGAAGCGAAAAAGAGGGAAAUGGAGCAGAGAAUACAAGUGAAUUUACAGCAUUACCAAAACAAGCUAGCAAGGAUCGAUAAUAGUGCUAGAGGGGCAAGGCUGCAGUUGGAAGAGAAGAGAAGACAUGAAGAAGCUGAGGUGAAGCAGAGAGCAAAGAGGAUCAGAUCAUCAACUGGAAAGCUUCCUGUUCCUUCUUGCUGCUGCUUUCGGCUGCGUUAAUAAGGCAGAUCUACGUACCAAGUUACUCUACAACGUUGGAUACAUUCAUAAUUUCUAUCCGAAGAAAUGAUUCACUGUGGACAAACAUGUGUGUGUGUACAUAUUUUCAUAGAAUAUAAGACAAUAAUUAUUUGAUAUUCUCUACUGUUAUAAUGAGUA